Molecule: messenger RNA, 1095 nt
Organism: Drosophila teissieri
Lineage: Eukaryota; Metazoa; Arthropoda; Insecta; Diptera; Drosophilidae
Exons: 2
Coding region: 121-969 (282 amino acids)
Source: RefSeq, a predicted model, not a curated record
UCUAUUCAGUACAAGCCAGAGCUCCGUCGGCUGAACAUCGAAAUCGAAAAUUCGCUUUUAUUUUUUUAGAAGUUUUUCAGAAGUUUUUUAGAAGUUUUUAUUGUUAAACAAGAAAGCAAAAUGGCAUCAAUUGAACCAACAAACGGCAUACUUGCGAACGAACAGCAGGUGGAGCCUAGGGUAAUAGUGCCCAGUGACAUAGCGAACAGGCCGGAAGAGUAUACGACGGCUGCUCGCCCACAAAGAUACACGCUCCAUGAGAUCCACCAGAUGAUGAAAGCCCUCACCUGGCCGCGAAUCUUGUUUGAUUUGCUCUCGAGCCAUGAGUUGGGCUCCAUCUCGUUGGGCGUGGGACUCAUAAUCCUUGUUGUCCUCGAGGCGCUGCAAAGCUUCAAUCUGGUGCAGCAGCUGGCCAUCUUCGGCAUGGCCAUCAUAAUCCACUUAAUGAUCUACACAUUCAUCCGGCCGUAUCUGCGAUUCCGGCCCUACGAGCGGCUGAUCAACGGCGAUUUCAAUGUGCUCUUGACCCCGGAAUCGGUGGUCCGCGUGGCCGACUGCAUCAACCGCUGCGUGGCCACGGUGCAGUUCGUCCUACUUGGCACCGAGUUCUAUGAGCUUCUUCUGAUGAUGGUUGCCCUGGAGACGGUGUAUUCCAUCCUCUGUUACAUCGACAUCUUUUUGCUGACUAGGAUCGCCCUCUGUAUGGCGUUCGCUAUCCCAAGGCUCCUUACGUGGUUCGCAAAUCAGAACCCAAUCGCCUGGGCCUAUUUUCAAUUCAAGGCAAAGGAACUUGUGCUGGAUGUCCUGGCCAAGUUGGAGGGAAUGGGCGUGGAGGUGAAACUGAUCACCAUUGAGCGCUGGAGGCGGGAAGUGGAUGCAUUGAAGGAGUUAUAUAGCGAGUACGCGUACUGGCGAAACCAAGAGCAGUUCUAUGAUACGGAGAUACUGUCAAACAUGGGGGAUACCUAAGCGCAUCGCUUCGCCGAGAAUAGUUCGUUUUUCUGGCAAAGAUAAUAUUCAAAUUUGUUUUCAGAACUCUUAUAUACACCUCACAAUUAAAACAUGUACAACGCACACUGAAAGUUAAAUUACAUA